Messenger RNA from Alternaria alternata, 2101 nucleotides. Its product is annotated as nucleotide-diphospho-sugar transferase. Gene Ontology annotation, cellular component: Golgi apparatus. The record is from RefSeq and is a predicted model, not a curated record. The transcript is spliced from 2 exons. NCBI's taxonomy places the organism in Eukaryota, Fungi, Ascomycota, Dothideomycetes, Pleosporales, Pleosporaceae. Gene Ontology annotation, molecular function: alpha-1,2-mannosyltransferase activity. The coding region runs from base 316 to 1779 and encodes 487 amino acids. Gene Ontology annotation, biological process: mannan biosynthetic process.
GCAACAUGCUUGCAAAAGCAGAAGCCUUUAGACGCUGGAUAGAAAAAAAUUAUUGGAGGCCUUGUUGCGUGAGGAGGGCUCUCCACCAUUAGCCUAGGUCUGGCUUUCUCUGCAACGCUAGAGCCAGAACAUCCAUCUCCGUAAUCCUAACUUGUAAGAUUUGUCUAGGGUACAAAUCCUACCCCCAAAUUUAGCGGAUGGAUAAUAACGGGAUAGAUCUCGUCCCUUUCUUCUUUCCAAUGGUUUCCUAGAACAUUCUUUCUGGUUCGCAGGCUGCUGCGCUACCUUUUCACGUUAGAGUACAGUACCGGUACUAUGCUUAUCCGUCCCAACCAUGUAUCUUGCUGGCGGGCUGGUUUAUUCGCGGGACUAUGUUCCAUCAUCGCUCUUUACAUCUUCUUUGCACGAGGUCACAUCUCAACUUUCCAACCAUUUCUUUCCGCCGGCUCUGCCUUUUCUGCAGACUACCAGACUAACCUCAUCUCCUACUGGAAAGAGCUCGCGAGUUCCCUCGAAGCCGCGCGCCCAGUAUGUCCUCCCAUCAACGUCACGACCGAGGAAAUGCCCAAUGAGGAUAGAAACUUUGAACCGCUUAAGAAGAAAGAGAGACCGGAACGAUUAUUUCUGCCGGCAGGAGACGAGGCGGAGCUGAUGCGUGCACAUCGCCAUAUGCGCGUCGCAGCCCGACGCCUAGCACCGCUAUUACCAGUUGGGGAUGAGACUGGUAUCGUCACGACUGGCGGAUUGAAAUUAUUCCCUGUCUUGCUUGUAUCUCUACGCAUGCUUCGGCGGACAGGAUGUACGUUACCGGUUCAAGUUUUCCUCGGUGAUCAAAAAGAGUAUGAAGAAGUAAAAAGUACAUGUGAGGAUGUGCUACCGAGUUUAAAUGCACAGUGUCACGUCGUUGAGGAUGUCUAUUCGACAGCGGAUGUUGCUAUCGCGCCGCCAGAGCACUUUCAAUUCAAAAUCCUCGCCAUUCUCUUCUCGUCAUUUAGACAUGUUCUUUUUCUCGACGCGGAUGCAUUUCCGGCACACGACCCAACACCUCUCUUUAAUUCUCCACCAUACACAACCCACGGCCUCGUAACGUGGCCCGGAUUCUUCGCCAACACCGCAUCCCCGCACUACUACCACAUCGCAGGCAUCGCCGUACCGCCACCAAACCGCGGCACAGAAUCAGGCCAACUACUACUGGACAAGAAGCACCAUGCUGAAAGUAUUCCCAUGAUGGUAUAUUACAACUACUUCGGCCCGGACUACUACUAUCCCUUACAAUCGCAGAACGGCCCGGGGCAAGGCGAUAAAGAGACGUUUAGCGCUGCUGCCGUGGCAGUGAAUGCGCCUUUUUACGGGGUGAAAACCCCCGUGUCAGCCCUCGGCAAUCAUGUCGAUGGACAAUACAUAUUCGCUGGAGCGGGCCAAGCAGAUCCCAUGCAAGAUUAUCUCUAUGACCCUCCUUAUCCAAACCACAUACAACCCGAAUACGAACGAAAUGAGGAGAAGAACCAAGUUAGAGCCUUUUUCGUGCAUACAGUGUCUCCGGAAACGAAACUCAAUCCGCUGAAGCUUUUGCGCGAGGGCGGCGUGGCAUGGGAUGCAAAUGGGGAUUGGCAUAGGAUAUGGGGGAAGGAGAAGAACGUAGUGGAAAAAUUUGGGUACGAUGUGGAGAAAAGGAUGUGGGAGUGCGUGGAGGAGGAAGCUUGCAGGACGGAUCAGGACGUGUGUAUGGAGGUCAAGGCUUUCUAUGCGAAGGUGUUUGGGACGAUGCCGGCGAAAUAGCGACAGGACUUGUGUUGAAGAACUGCGACUGCUUCACUGUUGUUCCUGCGUGGCCAUCAGUCAUUGCCUUGGUACAAGUGGGCUACUGGACGCGCUUGCGGCGCCGUUCCAUCUCCUUGUACAGGUCUUUCAUCGAGCACCACGGCCGUUGCACCUUGUUCGCGUCUUGCCAGCCAAUACGUGGCGUAGGACCGGGCAGGAAAUUCGUUGGAAAGCGUGCGUUCGGCACUAGAAAGGUCGAGGAGUGUUGGAUCGGUAUUGCUGUCCCGGUGCAGGACUAGAAUGGCUCAAACGCUUGGAGUGGAGUGCGCGUACCCUCUGG